AUGACUGUUUGUGUGUUUGGAAUAUUUUCGUUUUCUUCCAUUGGACUUCAGGUUCUUAUGUUUCCUGAAGGCACAGACUUGAGUGCCUACGGCCUCACACGAAGUGAUGCCUAUGCCAAGAAAAUGUGUCUUCCUCUUUAUCGCUACACUCUCCAUCCACGCACAACGGGUUUUGAAAGCUUUGUCAGGGCUCUCGGGCCUAAUCUUGGCUAUGUAUACGAUGUCACAGUAGCCUACCCCUACGCCAUCACUGAAUCUGAACUGAAAAUGGCCCUGGGGGAUUGCCCACAAGAGGUCCACUUUUAUGUUCGUAGAUGGGCCGCUAAUCAGCUCCCCCCUCUAGCAGAUAAACCCGCUGUCACCAGAGAUGACUCAUCGGAAGUCUCUUCUACACCCUCGCCCUUGGCCAAGUGGUUACAAGAUCGAUGGGCUGAGAAGGAGCAAAUGCUGAAGGACUUCUAUGGCCAGCAAGCCCUCCAGGUGUUUUGGGGGGUUCGGAUUAUUAGGAAUCGUGGUUCACUUUCAAUCCGCAUUCUCUUCGAUUUACCUCGAAGCUGUCAGUUUUUGCUCGAGUUGUUUGUGUUCUUACUUAACCAUUCUCAUGCUGAACUGGCUGAGAGUUUCCCACCAAAUCUCCGAGAUGGUUAUUGUCUUUUUUACUAUGAAGCUUAG
Messenger RNA from Rodentolepis nana, 672 nucleotides. The record is from the annotation of a GenBank genome assembly. Lineage: Eukaryota; Metazoa; Platyhelminthes; Cestoda; Cyclophyllidea; Hymenolepididae.